UGUUAUGUUGGUAAACAAACCAACGUGCUCGAGUCGAUUCGGUGCACAUAUCAGUUCAUGUUCAGGAUAUCACCCUACAAAUCCGCCUCGGAAUGGCCUCAUCGUGGAAAAAGUAUGUUCUAUGGUUCGCCCAGGAGCACGUGGACUUCCGGCAGGCCGAAAUCGCCUCACUGUUACGAGUAUGGAACAUUCCGAUGAACACUGCCAAAAACCACCGUCCGGAGAAUCCGUUCUGGGUCGUGGAACUCCAGGGUGAGGAGGACGCCCGCAAGUUGGCCUCCCGGUCGAUGUCACUGCGGUGCAUUUUCGAGCUGUGGUCGCACACCAAUCUGCUUGGAGCGUUCCACGAACAGCUGAACGGUUACAUUAAAUCCAAUAUGGCCACGUUGGGUCCGUUGUUCCGCGAGGACCGUAGCUUCAAGGUCACCGUUGAGACGUACAAUAAGCACUUCUCGCAGGCGGAAAAGGUGGCCAAAAUUGAAACGCUGCACUAUUUGCCGGUGACCGGUCCGGUAAACCUGAAAACACCGGACGUUCACUUUUGGUACAUCGAGUUUUGGGGGUUGGAUCCGAUGAACGUUCCGGAGGCUCCGCUGGACGUGCUGUUUGGCCGAUGGGUAGCCGAUGGGCGGCGUGACAUGAUCAACGAGAUUUCGCUCAAGAAGCGUAAAUUCAUCGGGAACACCUCGAUGGAUCCGCAGCUAUCGCUACUGAUGGCCAACCAGGGAUUGGUUCGGCAGGGUGACCUGGUGCUGGAUCCGUUCGUGGGUUCCGGAUCGCUGCUGGUGGCAGCGGCCAAAUUUGGCGCGUACGUGCUUGGGAGCGACAUCGAUUACAUGACGGUUCAUGGGAAAUCUAAACCUACGCGGGUCAACCAAAAGGUGCGCGAAGCCGACGAAAACAUCUACGCCAACUUGAAGCAGUACGGCUGCCAAGAUCGGUUUGUGGACGUGCUUAUAUCGGACUUUUCACGUAGCAUUUGGAACACCAACCUGAUGUUUGACAGCAUCAUUACAGAUCCACCCUACGGAAUCCGCGAGGCCACCGAGUGCAUCGAGUUCAAGACGCAACGGCGGGCAACCUGCCUGAACGAGGGCGUCGUCCACUAUCCGUCCACCUCGCCGUACCAGUUCGAUCAGCUGUACCGCGAUCUGAUGAACUUUAGCGCGCGCUACCUCAAGCUGGGAGGUCGGCUAGUCUGUUGGUUUCCGGUGCUGCGAAAGGACUUUACCGAUGAGAUGCUGCCACGUCACAAGUGCCUCAAGCUGGUCGCCAACUCGGAGCAAACGCUGACGGUGUACAGCGCGCGCCGCCUGCUCACCUACGAGAAGGUCUCCGACCGGGUCGAGGAUUUGGACUCGUACGAGCUGGCGCAGGCCAUGGUGGACACGUUCCGGCGGCGGUACAUGAACAUGGUGCAGCAAACCAGCGGCACGCGGAAGGAACGGCGAGCUGCGCUGCGUGACGUUGGCCGCGAGGAAGCCCUGCGGCGGGGAAAGACGCUGGACGCGGACGGAAAGUGGAAGUACAUGAGUGGGGGAGGUGAUAAGGCGGACAAGUAAUACACGGAACGGAACUUUUUCGACAUAAA
Molecule: messenger RNA, 1591 nt
Organism: Culex pipiens pallens (northern house mosquito)
Lineage: Eukaryota; Metazoa; Arthropoda; Insecta; Diptera; Culicidae
Product: tRNA (guanine(10)-N2)-methyltransferase homolog
Exons: 3
Coding region: 93-1562 (489 amino acids)
Biological process (GO): methylation
Cellular component (GO): cytoplasm
Molecular function (GO): nucleic acid binding
Source: RefSeq, a predicted model, not a curated record